This is a messenger RNA of Filobasidium floriforme, 1275 nucleotides long. Its product is annotated as D-isomer specific 2-hydroxyacid dehydrogenase. The record is from RefSeq and is a predicted model, not a curated record. The transcript has 6 exons. Bases 24 to 1130 code for a protein of 368 amino acids. NCBI's taxonomy places the organism in Eukaryota, Fungi, Basidiomycota, Tremellomycetes, Filobasidiales, Filobasidiaceae. Gene Ontology annotation, cellular component: cytosol. Gene Ontology annotation, molecular function: hydroxypyruvate reductase [NAD(P)H] activity; NAD binding; glyoxylate reductase (NADPH) activity.
GAGAGAGAGACAACAACUUGACAAUGACUUGCCCAUCAUCAUCCCGACCUCUCUACUUGUUCACCGCUUCACCGACACUCUUCUCUUCUCUCUCACUUCUACCGAAAACUAUCCCAAUCAUGCCCUCCAAAGUUCUCAUCUGUGGAAACGUCAAGCAGAACCUCGUCUGGGCUACCGAGGAUGCCAAGGAGAUUCUCGGUGCCGCUGAUGCCGAGAUUGUGCCUUUCACCAGCCAGUCGAGGGAAGAGUUCUUGAACGACCUCAAGGGCAAGUACUCGGAUAUUGUCGCCAUCUACCGACACAACGACUCUGCCAACUCGAUCGGCGUGUUCGACCCCGAGAUCAUCAACGCCCUCCCUUCGUCCGUCAAGUACAUCUGCCACAACGGAGCCGGGUACGACCAGAUCGACCUCCCCUCCUCGACCGCACGUGGGAUCGAGGUCUCCCACACCCCCGGUGCCGUCGAUGAUGCCACGGCGACGACGGCCAUGUUCCUCAUCCUCUCUUCGUUGCGUCAAUACUGGAAGGCCGAGACCAACGCCCGAUCGGGCAAGUGGAAGCAAGGUCUUUCGCCCGCUCACGACCCCGAGGGCAAAACGAUCGGGAUCAUCGGCAUGGGAGGUAUCGGAUCCGUCGUCGGCAAGCGAUGCUUGGCCUUCGGCAUGAAGGUCAUUUACCACAACCGGAACCCCAUCUCGCCCGCUCCCGAUUUCGAAUGCGAAUACGUCGCCGACCGUGACGAGCUCUUGAAGCGGAGCGAUAUCGUCAGCUUGAACUUGCCCCUCAAUGACAAGACCAAGGGUAGUUUCGGCAAGGCCGAAUUUGAAAAGAUGAAGGAUGGCAGCAUCUUGAUCAACACGGCUCGAGGUGGUGUGGUCGACCAGGAAGCCCUGAUCGAGGCUUUGACCAACGGCAAGCUCUACUCGGCCGGUCUUGACGUCUUCCCCAACGAACCCGAGAUCGACCAACGUCUCGUCGAGAUGAACCACAUCACCCUCCUACCUCACAUGGGUACCGAGGCUCGAGGCACUCAGCGCAAGAUGGAAUGCCAGGCUUUGAAGAACAUCGCUUCCGCCCUCCAGGGCAAGGGAUUGAUCAACCAGGUCGCCGAGCAGAAGCAAAAGAAGUAAGCGAGCGAGAGAGGGCCAGGUGGUGGUGGCAAAGGGGGAAAAGGCAUCUAGAACGCGGCUGGCAUUUUUUUGGUUGUACGAUAGAGACAAGAUCAGUGUAAAGAGAUCAUACCGACAUUACAUCAUGCAUGUUCAUAACAAACCA